GCACUGUAAUCGAUAGACGAUACUUUUGCAUGCCGUGGUCGUCAGCGUGUUGUCAUAUGGUUUUUCAAAAAUAAAUUGCAAAACUCUUGAUUGUGCUUUUCGCAAAUAUUAGAACGCAACUAUCGCACAGUUUAUUGUAACGCAAUGCCCAAGGAGCAGUUUCGCGCCUCGGCGCUUAACAAGAAAAUCUCACAUGUGCAGUUUGGCGUUAGCGGCGCAGACGAAAUCCAACAAGAGUCUCUGGUGCGCAUUAUCUCAAAGAAUCUGUAUCAGGCCCAACGCCAGCCGGUUCCCUAUGGCGUCCUCGAUCGUCGCAUGGGCAUCAGUACCAAGGAUGCGCUCUGCGACACCUGCGGCCAAGGCUUGAACGAAUGCAUUGGACACUUUGGGUAUUUGGAUUUGGCGCUGCCCGUGUUUCACAUUGGACACUUUCGUUCCACGAUCAACAUACUGCAAAUGAUCUGCAAGACAUGCGCACGCGUCAUGCUCAAGGCCGAGGAUCGUGCGGUGUUCGAGAAGAAGCUGCACAAUCCGAAUUUCUCGUAUUUGGGCAAAAAGGCGCUGCACUCGCAGAUGCUCACCAAGGCCAAGAAGGUGACCAAAUGUCCGCACUGUGCGGCAGCCAAUGGUGGCGUCAAAAAGGGCCCAGGAUUGCUGAAGAUCCUCCACGAUCCGUACAAGGGUCGCAAAAAGGAUGCCACGUUCACCACCCUGAUGGAGGAAAUGCUGCGCUCCACGGAACUGAAUCGUGAUCUCAAUCUAACGCUGAGCAGUUACAGCGCCGCCGAAGAGCUAACGCCGCUCAUGGUGCUCGAUCUAUUUGAGCAGAUCCCACAAAGCGAUGUGGCGCUGUUGGGCAUGUGUUCACGUGGAGCGCAUCCCAAGCAUUUGAUUGUGACGCGCGUGUUUGUGCCGCCCGCCUGUAUCCGCCCCUCGGUGCUGUCCGAGGUGAAGGCGGGCACAACGGAGGAUGAUUUGACGAUGAAACAAAGUGAAAUACUGCUGAUCAACGAUGUGAUACAACGGCAUAUGGCAACGGGUGGCAAAAUCGAAUUGAUACACGAGGAUUGGGACUUUCUGCAGCUGCAUGUGGCGCUCUAUUUUCACAGCGAAAUCAGUGGCAUCCCAUUGAAUAUGGCACCCAAGAAGACAACACGUGGCAUUGUGCAGCGACUGAAGGGCAAACAGGGACGUUUCCGUGGCAAUCUGUCCGGCAAACGUGUCGAUUUCAGUGGACGAACUGUCAUCUCGCCCGAUCCCAAUUUGAUGAUCAAUCAGGUGGGCGUGCCGGAGCGUGUGGCCAAGAUACUCACCUAUCCGGAGCGUGUGAAUCCCGCCAACAUCAGGCAAAUGAAGCAGCUGGUGCGCAAUGGACCCGCAAAGCAUCCGGGCGCCAAUUAUGUCCAGCAACGUGGCUCCAGUUUCAAAAAGUAUCUGGCCUACGGCAAUCGCGAGAAAGUUGCCCAGGAGCUGAAGUGCGGCGACAUUGUGGAGCGGCAUUUGCGGGACGAGGACAUUGUGCUCUUCAAUCGACAGCCAUCGCUGCACAAGAUGUCCAUCAUGUGUCAUCGGGCCAAAGUGCAGCCACAGCGUACGUUCCGGUUUAAUGAAUGCGCCUGUACGCCGUACAAUGCGGAUUUCGAUGGUGACGAAAUGAAUUUGCAUUUGCCACAAACGGAGGAGGCGCGUGCCGAGGCCUUGAUCCUGAUGGGCAAUCAAUCGAAUCUGGUGACACCGAAGAAUGGUGAAAUACUCAUUGCUGCCACACAGGAUUUCAUCACUGGGGGAUAUUUGUUGACCCAAAAGGAGGUGUUCCUCACCAAAGAGGAGGCCAUGCAGUUGGCCGCCUGCUUUCUGGCCAACGAGGACUCGACGAUGCGCAUUCAAAUGCCGCCGCCAGCGAUUUGGAAGCCGCGUCGCUUGUGGACGGGCAAACAGAUGUUUAAUCUGCUCAUGCGACCCAACAGCGAUUCCCAGGUGCGUCUUAACAUGGUCAACAAGGGACGCAACUACACCGGCAACCUGGAUCUGUGUGUCAACGAUUCCUGGAUUCACAUACGCAACUCGGAGUUAAUGUGCGGCACCAUGGACAAGGCGACGAUGGGAUCGGGCACCAAACAGUGCAUCUUCUAUCUGCUGCUGCGCGACUUUGGCGAAGCCUUUGCCACCAAGGCCAUGUGGCGCUUGGCACGGAUUGCCUCGUUCUUCAUACAGAAUCGUGGCUUCUCCUUUGGCAUCAGCGAUGUGACACCGAGUGCCAAGCUGCUGCAUCACAAGCGCAUCCUGUUGGAUCGAGGCUAUGCCAAGUGCAACGACUACAUCGACAAAUUGAAGGCAGGCACACUUCAGUGUCAACCCGGAUGCACACCCGAAGAGACCCUCGAGGCUGUCAUGCUGCGUGAAUUGUCCGGCAUUCGUGAGCAGGCGGCAAAGACGUGUUUCGCCGAACUGCAUCCGACGAACAGCGCCUUGAUUAUGGCCCUCAGCGGUUCGAAGGGUUCGAACAUCAACAUCUCGCAGAUGAUCGCGUGUGUGGGCCAACAGGCCAUCAGUGGCAAGCGAGUGCCCAACGGGUUCGAGAAUCGCGCUCUACCUCAUUUCGAUCGUCACUCCGCCAUUCCUGCUGCGCGUGGUUUCGUCGAGAACAGCUUCUACUCAGGUUUGACGCCAACUGAGUUCUUCUUUCACACGAUGGCCGGACGAGAGGGUCUCGUCGAUACGGCAGUAAAGACCGCCGAGACGGGCUAUCUGCAGCGUCGUCUGGUUAAGUGCCUGGAGGAUUUGGUGGUGCACUACGAUGGCACAGUGCGCAACGCAAUCAACGAAAUGGUCGAUACCAUUUAUGGUGGCGAUGGUCUCGAUCCCGUGUCGAUGGAGACGCGCAACAAACCCGUCGAUCUGAGCCAUCAAUACGACAAUCUGCGAGCGCAGCUGCCGCGCGGCGAGCAGCCAGCACUGCAAGCGGAAGAGAUACUCGAAAAAGCGGAAGCGAUGUUCAAGCUGGAGGAGUUUAGCGAAGCGCGCAGCGACUUUAAGCUGGAUGUAACCAAUCAUUUGAAGACGGUGGCCAAGCGCAUUGGACAGCUGCAGCAACGCUACAUCGAUCACAAGGAGUUGAGCCAACAGAUCGAAUGCCUCAGUGCCGAGCAACUGCUCGAGUUUUUGCGUCGCAUCAACGAUCGCUACAAUCGCGCUGUCAGCGAACCAGGCACCGCUGUCGGUGCCAUUGCGGCGCAGAGUAUCGGCGAGCCGGGAACACAGAUGACACUGAAAACUUUCCAUUUCGCUGGCGUUGCAUCGAUGAACAUCACCCAGGGCGUGCCACGUAUUGUGGAGAUUAUCAAUGCUACGAAAAACAUUUCGACACCGAUUAUUACCGCUGAACUGAAGAACAAUACGAGCAUGGAGUUCGCUCGCCAGGUGAAGGCGCGCAUCGAGAAGACAACACUCGGUGAGCUCUCAUCGUAUGUGGAGAUUGUUUGCGCCCCAUCCAGUUGCCAUCUGGUGAUUGGCAUCGAUAUGGCGCGCAUUAAGGUGCUGGGAUUGCACAUUGAUCUCGACACGAUUGUGAUGAGCAUAUUGAAGUCACGGCUACGCAUCAAGAUCGGACAGGUGCACACGGUGCCAAAGAAAUCGCGCAUCAUCGUCUGCGUUGAGACCACUCGGAAUGCGACUAUUAAUGCGGAACUCGCUCGCCUUGCGACCACCAUACAGAAUGUCGUUGUCGCUGGGCUGCCGAAUAUCGCCCGCGCUGUGAUCGCUGUCGACGAUGCUCAUCAGCCGCCCACCUAUAAGCUGUGCAUCGAGGGCUACGGACUGCGCGAAGUGAUUGCCACGCAUGGCGUUGUUGGCGAACGAACGCGCAGCAAUAACAUUUGUGAGAUUUAUCAGACGCUCGGCAUUGAAGCAGCGCGCACCAUCAUCAUGGGUGAGAUUACCGAUGUGAUGGAGGGUCACGGCAUGAGCGUCGAUUGGCGGCACAUUAUGCUCCUCGCCAGCCAGAUGACAGCGCGUGGCGAGGUGCUCGGCAUCACGCGACACGGUCUGGCCAAGAUGCGGGAGAGCGUCUUCAAUUUGGCAUCGUUCGAGAAGACCGCAGAUCAUCUGUUCGAUGCCGCGUACUAUGGACAAACGGAUGCCAUCAAUGGCGUCUCAGAGCGCAUCAUCUUGGGCAUGCCGGCGGGAAUUGGAACGGGCAUCUUUAAGCUGCUGCAGUAUCAUGCUGAUAAGGAGGUGCCGCCUACCGAGCCGACAAUCUUCAAUGUGAUGGGACUGCAGCCGGUUGCCUAGCGCAAUUUGCAGCAAAUGAAACGUCACAGCUACAAACACCCGCCCGCCCUCUCAGCUCCUGUGAAAUGCCGUAAACCGUAGUCGAUUAAGUCGUUAAGUUAGUUAGCUACUAGUUAAUAAAUAUGCAACUAGACAUUUGAUAAAGCUGGUGCCUUGCUGGCUGCAAGGACUUAACAGAGUUAAGCUGCCGCAUGAGUUAAAUAAUUUAUGUCAAAAAGGGGAACUGCUGGAUGUGCCUGUCAUAUUUAUUUUACUUCUAACGAGUUCUUUCAUUACAAUUUUUAUUUUUACUAUAUUAUACCUUUAAAUUUGCGCUAUUAUCCUUGCUGGUUUAUAAUAAUUUAUGUAAAAUGAUAUUAGCUGGUAUUGCAGCAGUGAAAGUGCCUGUCAUAUUCUUUAUAGUUCUUUCGCUCUUUUUGGUCAUUUCUAUUAUACCUUUAAUUUUGUGAAUUUUUCUAUUAUCCUUGCUGGUUUCGUGCACCAAAGCCAAUGUCCUGCUUGACUAUAUAUGUAUCUUUAUGCUGAAUCCUCAGUAAAUUCACAACAAUUUGUAAGGACUUUCAUGAAUUCUACUUGCAAGAAUAACUUAACAAUGGCUACCACUCGGCAGUAUCCUGGCGAAUUUGGUCCUUUCACUCAAAAUAGUUACUUUCAUUAAGUUCUGUUCACUGCUCAGAGGAUAUACCUUUCAAAUUUCAUUAUCCUUGCUGAUAUCCUGUACCAAAGCCAAUGUCCUUGAGCGCCAGUAAAAAAUGCAGCUGCUUGUCUAUAUCCUUAAACUGAAUACUCACGAAAUUCACAAUAAUUCGUGAGGAUUUUCAUUGAUUUUUAUUUGCAAGGAUAUCUUCAUAAUAGCAUAACUCGGCAGUAUCCUGCGGGAUUUCAAAAUGUCAUACCAUUUCGUAAUCUACAUCAUUCUGGCUAUCGAUUUGCAUUCAAAAAUUUCCGCAAUGCAACAAAAAAAUUCCUCAAAUUUUUCAAGGGGAGGCAUGCAAAUUUUGGUUAAAAAUCACAAAAUCGCCUGUAACUCGGCCAUUCUAAGAACGAUUUCGAUGUCCUUUGGCAGAAUGUUAGCUGACAGGAUAAGCUUCCAGAAACUGUGCCUAGAUCCUUGAAAGUCCUGCAAACCUGCGAGUUAGAAGGACUUUUUCGUUUUAAAAAAUCUCGUCAUAACUCGAAGGUCCUUGACAGGACAUGGCUGACAUGAGUGUCAAACGAUAGGUAAUCCUUAGCACUAUCGACUGGCCAAAGGACAUUUAAAUCGUCCUGCUACUUUCCGAGUUAUUCAGGAUUUUAUGUUUUUGGAUCAUUUUCAGAGCAAAAAUUUUCUCUUCGAAAAUUUUUUUUUUCUAAUUUGAAUAACGAAUGAAAACACCCUGUAAAUGAAAUAAACUGUUGUAGCUUUUGAUUCACUUAGUUAUUUAUUACAUAAAUAUAUAGAGUAUAGUAUAUGUAGUUGUAGUUGUAGCGAUAGUUGUGUAUAUAUAUAUAUAUAUAGAGUAUAGUAAUUAUAUAGGGUAUCUUUGCUUCGCAUAUAUAUGUGUGUGUGUGAUUUAAUUAACAUACAGAAAUUUACAAAUUCAUAAUCCAUAAUUUAUAAUUAAUAAUAUUUAGAUUGUUACAAACUAAUAAAAAAAAAUUCAACUAAAAACAAAGAAAUUCGUUCAAUAUUUUUUCCACUCAAUUUUUAGCUAACCUAUAGAUAUAUAGAGAUAAAGUUUUCGACUUAGAUAAUAUAGCGAAAAAAAAAAACAGAAAAAAAAUUAAAACUUAAAUAUGCAUAUCACAGGAUUAUUAUUUAUACAAAUGAAAUUGUUGUUGCUCGUUAUUGAAAUUAAAAUGAAAAAGAAAAAAAAAGGGAGGGAAAAACUUUAAUUUCA
Molecule: messenger RNA, 6170 nt
Organism: Drosophila sulfurigaster albostrigata
Lineage: Eukaryota; Metazoa; Arthropoda; Insecta; Diptera; Drosophilidae
Gene: Polr3A
Product: DNA-directed RNA polymerase III subunit RPC1
Exons: 7
Coding region: 145-4290 (1381 amino acids)
Biological process (GO): DNA-templated transcription
Molecular function (GO): DNA-directed RNA polymerase activity; DNA binding
Source: RefSeq, a predicted model, not a curated record